Paramuricea clavata is the source of this 1679-nucleotide messenger RNA. The record is from the annotation of a GenBank genome assembly. Lineage: Eukaryota; Metazoa; Cnidaria; Anthozoa; Malacalcyonacea; Plexauridae.
AUGGCUUCAACAGGUUAUGGGCCCAGCAGAGAAUCACGCUGGUCAAGGUUGACUUUCGAUGGAAACGAAAGCAAUUACAAACUGUGGGAAGCGAAAUUCCUCGCGCACAUGAGGUUAUUAAAACUAAAGGAUACUAUCCUGCCGUCUGAAGAAGAGGCUGACGCAACAAAGAACGAAGAAUGCUACGCCGAGCUUAUACAGUGUUUGGACGACACCAGUCUGUCAUUGGUAAUGAGGGAUGCUACCGACGAUGGCCGAAAGGCUUUACAAAUACUCCGAGACCAUUAUGCAAAUCAAGGCAAACCAAGAAUCAUCACACUCUACACUGAGCUAACGUCACUUGAAAAAGCACUUCACGAGACAGUCACAGAUUACUUAAUAAGAGCCGAGAAAGCAAUAACAGCGCUUAAGAACGCCAAAGAAACGUUAAGCGAUGGGCUAAUAAUUGCUAUGAUCUUAAAGGGGCUGCCUGAUUCAUAUAAACCGUUCUCGAUACAUGUGACCCAAAGUGCAAGUGAGAUAACGUUCGCGAAGUUCAAGAGCAUGUUGAGGAGCUUCGAAGAAACGGAAAAGCUCAACACCAAACCGAAAGUUGAUCAGGUAAUGAAAGCUGAGUUUCCUUCGCAAACAAUGACAUGUUAUGGCUGCGGGAAAAGAGGGCAUUUAGUCAGAGAGUGCAUUUAGUCAGAGAGUGCCCUGCUAAGAGCGAGAAGAAGUGGUGUAACUAUCACAAAAGUACAACACACUCGGAUAGCACCUGCAGAAGUCAGCAAAAGAGCAAAGACCAAGCCAAACAGGUGUCGGAGAAAGAAAACACCUCUAAAGAUGAACAUUCAUUUGCAUUCAAAGUUAACGACGAAGCAACAGGGAAAAUCAAUCGAAUGGGAAUGUUGGUUGACACAGGUGCCACUUCUCACAUUGUUACUACUGAUAUUUUAAAGCAAAUAGACAUGACAUUUAAACCAUCAAAACAUUACAUUGAACUGGCUGAUGGCACACGAGCCAGUAAUAUUGCAUUGAAACGAGGGGAUGCUGAAGUGUUUCUGAAAGAUACAAAUGGAAAAUGUGUGAAAACGGUGCUGAAAAACGCCUUAUAUAUACCAUCCUAUCCUCAAGAUAUUUUCUUAGUGAAGGCAGCCACAUCAAAUGGAGCCGAGCUUCGAUUUGCCCAAGAUACUGGUGAGCUAACCCUUGAAGAUGGUACCAUUGUUGAAAUUGAAGAACAUGGACGGUUGUACUAUUUGACUUCCAUAGACAGUCAUGAGAACGAUAGCGUAAGUGAAGUAGAUAAAGUAAAUCUCUCGUAUGAUAUUAACACAUGGCAUGAAAUCCUAGGGCACUGCAAUUUUGAAGAUAUUAUAAAACUACAGGGGUUAGUUAAGGGCAUGAAAUUCUCAGGUAAAAUUGAGUCAUCUAAGUUAGGUUGUAAUACAUGUGUAGAAGGAAAAUUUGUAAACAGCAGGAGUAGGAUUCCUGAUGCAAGAUCUCAAAAAUCAUUGGAGAAAGUGCAUGUGGAUUUGGCAGGUCCAGUUUCUCCUGUAUCAAGAGAGGGGUUUAAGUACUGCAUAGCUUUUACUGACGAUUUCUCAGGAGCAGUAUUUGUUUACUUUCUGAAAUGUAAAAGUGACACCUUUGUAGCAACAGAGAAAUUUCUAGCAGAUAUCACUCCUUAUGGCAAG